Messenger RNA from Teleopsis dalmanni, 1691 nucleotides. Its product is annotated as venom carboxylesterase-6-like. Bases 214 to 1665 code for a protein of 483 amino acids. Gene Ontology annotation, molecular function: hydrolase activity. Lineage: Eukaryota; Metazoa; Arthropoda; Insecta; Diptera; Diopsidae. The record is from RefSeq and is a predicted model, not a curated record. The transcript is spliced from 7 exons.
ACAAAAGUGGUGGUGAACACAUUUCAUGGAAAAAUACGUGGACGAUAUCAGAAAUAUAGAUCAGGUGAACGUGGCGGUUAUUACAGCUUCAAAGGCAUACGUUACGGUCAAGCACCAGUAGGUACAAGAAGAUUUCGUGCUGCAGAACCUGAAAGACCUUGGCUUGGUAUACGUGAUGCGACACGUGAAGGACAUAGCUGUCCGCACAAAAAUAUGAUUUUGGAUACUUUUAAGGGUGACGAAGACUGCUUGUUUCUUAAUGUAUUUACAAAAAGAGUGCCUAAAGGUGGAGAUAAUCCACAAUUACCAGUAAUGGUUUGGUUGCAUGGCGGCGGUUAUUCUUUUGGUUCCGGAAAUACUUUUCUCUAUGGUCCAGAUUAUUUAGUCUCAGAAGAUAUAGUACUGGUAACACUUAAUUAUAGAUUAGGUCCAUUAGGAUUUUUAACUGCUGGUCCAGAUGCACCUGGGAAUCAAGGUUUAAAGGAUCAAGUACUUGCCUUAAAAUGGGUGCGUGAUAAUAUUGCAUCAUUUGGUGGUAACCCUAAUGAAGUGACUAUUUUCGGUGAAUCUGCUGGCGCUUCUUCCGUACAACUUUUGUUACUUUCACCACUAGGAAAAGGUUUAUUUCAUCGUGCUAUAUCACAAAGUGGUUCCGUACUUAAUCCCUGGUCACUCACAGAAAGCUCAACAGAGCGUGCUUUUCGUUUGGCGGCAAAUUUAGGUUAUGUCGGCGCUAAUGAUACAAUAGAGAUUUUAGAGUUUUUACGUCGCGUUCCAGCUAUGAAAUUAGUCGAGGCAGCGCCCACCACAUUGACGGAAGAGGAUUUUCGAAAUAAUGUUGGUUUACCAUUUGUGCCUAUAGUUGAAGGUUACUGGAACAAACCAGGUGAUAGGGGCAUUUAUUAUGAAGAUCCAUUUAUUACUGAACAUCCAUUGGAUAUGUAUAGGGAGCAAAAAUUCAAUACUGAAGUGCCAUAUAUAACCGGAUAUAAUACACAUGAAGCAAUGUUGUUUAUAAGACGUUUGCGUAAGAAUCCUCAAUUAUUACAAAUUAUUGAGAACGAUUUCGCGCGUAUGAUACCGCGUGACCUCAAUGUUACGGACGAUAUUGAUUAUGUAACCCGCGAAAUACGUCAAUUUUAUUUGGGUUCUAAAUCUGUUGGUAUUGAAUCAGUAGAAGAAUUGAUAGCGUUACUGACCGAUCUGAUGUUCUUGCAAGGUAUUCGGAAAACUGCACGGUUUCAUGCCCGAUAUAGCAAUGCACCGGUUUAUAUGUACCGUUUCUCAUUCGAUGGUGCAUUAGGUUUAUACAAGCGUAUGUUAGGCAUUUCAAGACCUGGAGUGUGUCAUGGUGAUGAAAUGGGAUAUCUCUUCAAAUUUGGUUUCUUCAACUUAAGUUUAGAUCCCAGGUCAAAAGAAGUGUUAGUUAAAAAUCGUAUGGUGCGCAUGUGGACAAAUUUUGCGAAAUUUGGUACGCCAACAUUGGAUGAUAAUGCGGAUACCAUGAUUACAACAGCUUGGUCGCCAAUUGACACAAAAGAUAUGAUUGACAAUCUUAACUAUCUCGACAUAUCAACGGGAAUGGAUAUGAAAAAAAAUCCAGAAACAGAAAGACAGCUAUUCUGGGAUCAAAUGUAUCAACAUUACAAUGGUCUUAUUAUGUAAUUUAAAUAGUAUAAAAACGGCUGAAA